Annulohypoxylon maeteangense is the source of this 2100-nucleotide messenger RNA. Its product is annotated as ferric reductase NAD binding domain-containing protein. Lineage: Eukaryota; Fungi; Ascomycota; Sordariomycetes; Xylariales; Hypoxylaceae. The record is from RefSeq and is a predicted model, not a curated record. Bases 267 to 1994 code for a protein of 575 amino acids. Gene Ontology annotation, molecular function: superoxide-generating NAD(P)H oxidase activity. The transcript is spliced from 3 exons. Gene Ontology annotation, biological process: defense response; superoxide anion generation. Gene Ontology annotation, cellular component: NADPH oxidase complex; plasma membrane.
CGUUUCUUUCCUUCGAUGGCCUUGUGCCCGUUCAGCAGGCUCUGAAUUAGCAUUACCUGUUUUUAAACCCGCGUCAAAAGGACGAGGUCCCGAAAUAUAAUUCAAAAAGUCUAAUAGGAGAAGAGGAGGCACUCGGUGGUGUUGGAUUGGAAACUGCACGGUUCAAAGUUCAAGAGUAUUUGGAAAAUUAGAGGACGAAUCUGCCCGGAAAACGAUAUCAGACCGACGAUUACGAAAGACUUGCUACGAAACGUCAUUCGAGAAAGAUGUCUUACUACGGGGGCAAUCAGUAUCCGGUGGAGAAACCGUCGGAGAGGUCAAGAUGGACGCCAUUAACAAGAAUGUUGCUAUCGGGAGAGAUGACCCAGGAACGACAGAAGGAAUUGACGAUGCGAGAAAAGUUCGACAAGUGGAUGAUUAACGAAGGAUACCGAAGAUUUUUCGUCUUCGUUUUCAUGGUUCUUCAUGCCUUCGUUUUCGCUUUCGGAUUCGUCAAUUACGCCGUCAAAGACAAUUUACAGGUUGCGCGAGAUACGUUCGGACCGACUUACAUGAUUGCGCGAUCAGCGGCUUUGGUGCUUCACGUGGAUGUCGCCAUGAUUCUGCUGCCGGUUUGCAGGACAUUUAUCUCUAUCGCGAGACAGACGCCUCUAAAUGGUAUCAUCCAGUUCGACAAGAAUAUCACGUUCCACAUUACGACGGCCUGGUCGAUCUUCUUCUUUUCCUGGGUUCACACGAUUGCCCAUUGGAACAACUUGGCCCAGAUCGCUGCUAAGAAUAACCUGGGUAUCUACGGAUGGUUGGUUGCAAACUUGGUGUCUGGUCCGGGCUGGACUGGAUACAUCAUGUUGAUUGCGCUUACGGGAAUGGUGGUGACUUCGUACGAGAAGCCGCGACGAGCGAACUACGAACGAUUCUGGUACACGCAUCACAUGUUCAUCAUCUUCUUUUUCUUCUGGUCCUUCCACGGUGCUUUCUGCAUGAUUCAACCCGACUUUGCGCCGUUCUGCGUUUCAGUCGGUAGCUCUGCUAUCGGUGUCUUCUGGCAGUACUGGAUGAUCGGAGGAUUCACAUAUCUGGCCGAGAGAAUUGCUCGCGAAUUGCGUGGUCGCCAUAAGACUUACAUUUCCAAAGUCAUCCAACAUCCCAGCAACGUCUGCGAAAUCCAGAUCAAGAAGGAGAACACGAAGACCAAGGCCGGACAGUAUAUUUUCUUUUGCUGCCCGGAAGUCUCACUUUGGCAAUACCAUCCGUUUACCUUGACCAGUGCGCCCGAAGAGGAUUAUAUCUCCAUCCACGUACGUAUGGUUGGUGAUUUCACUCGACAACUAGCCACGGCACUGGGUUGUGAGUUUGGAAAGAAGGAUAGCAAGGACGCCUCGAAGGUUGUUGGAGUUGACGGCCAGAACAACGAAGUUGACCCUGCUUUGCGAAGAGUCCUGCCUCGUGUCUACAUCGACGGUCCUUUCGGAUCCGCUUCUGAAGACGUGUUCAAGUACGAGGUGUCGGUUCUUUGUGGUGCUGGUAUCGGUGUUACGCCAUUCGCGUCUAUUCUGAAGUCGAUCUGGUAUCGAAUGAACUACCCGCAGAAGAAGACGAGGCUUACGAAGGUGUACUUCUUCUGGAUUUGCAGAGAUUUCGGCUCUUUCGAAUGGUUCCGUUCGCUACUUCUGGCCAUCGAGGCCCAAGAUGUUGAUGGCCGAAUUGAAAUCCACACUUACCUCACUGCUAAGAUCAAGGCAGAUGAUGCGACAAAUAUCAUGAUCAACGACGCCAACGCCGACAAGGAUACGAUUACCGGACUGCGAAGUCCCACGAAUUUCGGACGACCCAACUGGGACAUGAUUUUCCGAGGUAUCCGAAAACUGCACGCGCCUGCUGAGGCUGGUGUGUUCUUCUGUGGACCUAAGGGUCUCGGAAGUGCGCUCCACGUCUUCUGUAAUAAGUACAGUGAACCUGGCUUUUCUUUCGUCUGGGGCAAAGAAAACUUUUAAAAAGUUUACGUAUUAUUGUCAAGACCUGGUCGAUAUGCUGCCAGUAAAUCCGAAAGCAUUGCCUAAUCACUGGCGCGGGACGCAGAUGACCAUUAUGUUUGUGUAU